Danio rerio (zebrafish) is the source of this 1924-nucleotide messenger RNA. The record is from RefSeq and is a predicted model, not a curated record. Lineage: Eukaryota; Metazoa; Chordata; Actinopteri; Cypriniformes; Danionidae.
UCUUUCGCUUACGGCCAUACCACCCUGGGUACGCUAGAGGGAGUUAGUGUGCAAACAGGAAGUGAAAGGCUGCAGACGGGAGAGAAAGGCUCUCCCUUUCUUUUGUUGUUUUAUUUAGUUUUUUGGGUGUUUAAUAUAGUUUAAGGAGUUAUUAUUUUUAUUUUUGGAGUUUAAACCACCUGACAGCAGCACAUGUGCUAGCUGGAAGGUGGUUAUUCACCUUUUUUGCUUGGAUUUUUUUGGGACAAUGGAAAGCACAAAGGACAAAUUCACUGGACUUUCGGGGAAAACAAGAGGAGAAAAUAACACAGAGAUGGAUGGUGAAAAGCAAAGAGGAGACGACACGGGAGUACGAGAGGGAAAACAGAUGGGAAACAACACAGCACGAGGAGGAGAAACAAACAUGGCUAACAUGGAACGACAAGAAAAUCAGCAACAGGAAAGACAACAUGAAAGGAGAGGAAAGAAGUACUUGAAGGAAGCAACUGUAAUACUAAACGUGGACAAAGUAAAAGAGGUGAGAGUUUCAGACAUUAUUAAGGCGUUAACAGAAAAAUGUGGACAUGGGAAAAUUUUGGCAAUAAGACCGAGAAAGGACAAAGAAUAUGAAAUAACUUUAGAAGAGGAAGAAACUUGUGACAAACUGAUUGAUGGACUAACAAUAAAUGAAGAGAACUGUGAAGUUAAAAUGUUACAAAACAGAGACUAUGUUGUCUCCUUUAUGCACUUGCCUGUUUAUCUGGAGGAUAGUUUAAUAAUAGAAAAAUUGGAUGGAUGGGGUGUUAGCCCCUUAUCAAAAAUUAAAAGGAGGACAUAUCCGGGCACUGAGAUUGAGGAUGGGACAAGGUUCAUUAAGACACGGUUUCCCAAGGAGGUGGCUUCGCUUCCAUUUAGCACGAAGUUUGAAAUGGCAGAAGGACCACAAUAUUUCCGGGUGAUGCACAGCCACCAAGUUAAGACUUGUAGGCUGUGUAUGAGCCCGGAGGAUGUGAUGAAGGACUGCCCAGACUUUAGGUGCUUUAAGUGCGAAGAAAGAGGACAUUUUGCAAGAAACUGUGAUGCAAUCAAAUGCCCGGAAUGCCUCCAAAUUUUAGCAAAAUGUGAAUGUUGGAUGGAGGCAGAGGAAGGAGAAGAGAGAAACCAGAUAAGCAGGCAAAUGCAUAAAGUAAAAAAUGUAGAACAAAAUGAAGGAGAAGAACAAGCAGUUUUACAACCAAAAGACUUACUGAAAGAGAUACAAAAUGGAAAAGAAAUUCAAGAGGAUAAGAAAAUGCAUAAGAGGAAUAAUGAAGAUGACAUUUUUUGUGAAGAAAGACAUGAAAAAGAGAGAGGAAAAAUGCAAAAUGAAGCAAAUGAAAGACUGAUAUUGGAAGAAAGGGAGAGGCAAACGCUUUUCAAAGAAACUGAAAAAAGAGAAGAAGAGGAUAAUAAAAACAUAGAAAUGGAAACAAUGGACAAUUCUCAGAUGUGUGGAGACAAUGAGGUGAAGACUGGACAAAGAAAUGAAGAAAAAAGUAAUGAAAUUGGAAGAGAAGAAGAAAUUAAAAUGGACAGAGAGGAGAGAAGAACAAUUCGAAGAAGGACAUUAAAGAUUAAACCUAAUCUAGAAAGUACAAAGAGAAAAUUGACUACAAGAAUGAAAAACAUGAACAGAUAUGAAGUGUUAAAGGAAAUGGAGGGAGAUGAUGAGUAAUAAUGAUUUUUAGGUUUUUAAUUUUAUUUUUAUUUCUUUUAAUGGUUUUAAAAUGUGUAUCUUUUAAUGCAAGAGGUAUGAUGGAAAAAGGGAAAUUUGAGAAAAUAAGAGAAAAAUGUAAAAAUAAGGACAUGAUAGUAUUACAAGAAACAAACUGGAAAGAUUAUGUAAUGGAAGAUUUUAAAAAGAAGUGGGAGGGGGAUAUCUUAUAUAACAAUGGUGAUGGCAAAU